This is a messenger RNA of Hipposideros armiger (great roundleaf bat), 3941 nucleotides long. It is a transcript of the gene RNASEL, whose product is annotated as ribonuclease L. The coding region runs from base 556 to 2733 and encodes 725 amino acids. The transcript is spliced from 7 exons. The record is from RefSeq and is a predicted model, not a curated record. Gene Ontology annotation, biological process: defense response to virus; mRNA processing; negative regulation of viral genome replication. Lineage: Eukaryota; Metazoa; Chordata; Mammalia; Chiroptera; Hipposideridae. Gene Ontology annotation, molecular function: protein kinase activity; RNA binding; ATP binding.
GCACCCAGUCUGUGCCCAGUGUAUGGUAAUUUUCAUUCAUUUCCCUCCAGAAGAUAGGGGAAGUUGGAAUAACAUGGUAAGGAUGGAGCUGGCUGCUGCCACCUGAAAGGCUGAAAGGUCAGCAGAUGAUCAUGGACAUCAGAUCAGUCACCAGCAGUUAGAAGAGGGCUUGAAAGUGCUGCCUGCCCAGGCUGCUAGCACGAGUGUAGGCGUGUCCCCCUUGCCCUUCUUUAGCUCCUCUGUCACUCCUUUCUUGACUCCACCUCCUGGCUCAGUGACCUUGCCAGAAGGAAAUGUUUCUCUGCUGGCAACAGUAUUUGAAGCUGAGUUGCUGAGGGAAGUUAACAGAGGAGGCGUCUGAGUUUUAGCAGGUAAAUUGUCAGAAGACUCCAAGGGUAUUGUCCUUCUUCAUACUGCUGACCUGUAGCAAGAUAAUCCCUAUUUUCCAUGACAGGAGUUUCUAGAGUUCCGUGAGGCUUUGAUCAAGUCCCAAGGGAAUACAUUUUCAUUUUCUCAAAGAAAGGCAAAAAGGUCUAACCAGUGGUAUUUACCAUCAUGGAUACCAAGAGCCAUACUCACCCCCAGGAGAGACCCACACGCUCCAACAAUGGAAAGACUUCAGCGGAGGGUAACCGUUCAUUGAUACAAGCUGUUGAAGGUAGAAACAUUGAGCUGGUCAAGGAAUUGCUAGAAAGAGGGGCUGACGUCAAUGUCCAGGAAAAGAAAUGGGGCUGGACGCCUCUGCUUACUGCAGUACGAAGUGGCAGGGAGGACACUGUGGACCUUCUGCUUGGUUAUGGUGCUGACCCUUGUCUCAGGAAGAGGAAUGGGGCCACUCCCUUCAUCGUCGCUGGGAUCGUGGGAAAUGUGAAGCUGCUCGAGCUUUUCCUUUCUAAAGGCGCAGAUAUCAACGAGUCUGACAAGCACGGCUUUACAGCUUUCAUGGAAGCUGCUUGCUAUGGUAAGGUGGAAGCCUUGAGAUUCCUAUAUGAGAAUGGAGCACAGGUAAAUUUGGGCCGAAAGACAAUGGAGGAUCAAGAGAGGCUCAGGAAAGGAGGGGCCACAGCUCUCAUGGAUGCUGCUGAAAAGGGACAUGUAGAUGUCGUGAAGAUCCUCCUUGACGAGAUGGGGGCCGAUGUCAAAGCCAGGGACAACAUGGGCCGAAAUGCUUUGAUCCGUGCUCUUCGGAACGCUGAUGACAGCAAGAUAGAGGCCAUCACUCGCCUUCUGCUGGACCGCGGGGCUGAUGUCAAUGUGAGGGGAGAAAAAGGGAAGACGCCCCUGAUUCUGGCAGUGGAAAAGAAGCACAUCGGUUUGGUAAAGAUGCUUCUAGAACAAGAAGAUAUAGAGAUUGAUGAGACAGACAGAGAGGGCAAAACAGCACUCUUGUUGGCUGUCGAACUCCAACAGACAGAAAUUGUCCGGUUACUGUGUCAAAAUGGAGCCAGCACGGAUUGUGGAGAUCUUAUUAGGAUAGCAAAGCGCAAUUAUGACAAUGCUCUUUCUGAGUUUCUUCUUGAUCAUGGAGCCAGAGAAGAUUUUCACCCUCCCACUGAAGACUGGGAACCUCAGAGCUUACAUUGGGGGCAGGCCCUGAAACACCUCCACAACAUGUAUCGCCCUAUGAUAGGCAAACUCAAGAUCUUUAUUGAUGAAGAAUAUAAAAUUGCUGACACGUCAGAAGGGGGCAUCUACCUCGGCUUCUAUGAUGGCCAAGAGGUAGCUGUGAAGCGAUUCUCGGAAGAUAGCCCAUGUGGACAAAAGGAAGUGUCCUGUCUCCAGAGCAUCCGAGCGAACAGUGACCUGGUGACAUUCUAUGGCAGUGAGACCCACGGGGGCUGUCUGUAUGUGUGCAUGUCCCUCUGUGAGCAGACGCUGGAGAAGCACUUGGCUGAGCCCAGAGAGGAGGCGGUGGGAAAAGAGGAAGAUAAGUUUGCCCAAAACACCCUCUUAUCUAUAUUUAAGGCUGUUGAAGAGCUCCACCUGAGGUGUGGAUACACUCACCAGGAUCUGCAGCCACAGAACAUCUUAAUAGAUUCCAAUAACGCUGUUCGCCUGGCAGAUUUUGAUAAAAGCAUCAAGUGGGCUGGAGAGCCAGAGGAAAUCAAGAGUGAUCUAAAGGCCCUUGGAUUGCUGGUCCUAUAUGUGAUAAAGGGGGGAGACAUCCUUUUUGAGACGCUGAAGACUAAAAGCGAUGAAGAGGUGAUUCAACGUUCUCCAAAUGAGGAAAUUCAGAACCUCAUUCAUCACCUCUUCUGCCCUGGGGAAAAUGUGAAGGACCAUCUGAGUGGCCUGCUGGAUCACCCUUUCUUCUGGAGUUGGGAGAGCCGCUAUAGGAUGCUUAGGGAUGUGGGAAAUGAAUCCGACAUCAAAACACGAAAUCAGGAGAGUGAGAUCCUCCGACUACUGGAUAGUGGACUAUCAGAAUGUCGCAGAAGUUUUUACGAGUGGACCACUAAGAUUGACAGCUAUGUUAUGGAAGAAAUGAAUAAGUUUUAUGAAAAGAGACGCAAUUUCUACCAGAACACUGUGGGUGAUCUGCUAAAGUUCAUCCGGAAUUUAGGGGCACACAUUGAUGAAGACAAGAAUAAAUGGAUGAAGUCCAGAAUUGGAGACCCUUCUCAGUAUCUGCAGGAGACAUUCCCCGAUCUGGUCAUCUAUGUCUAUAUGAAACUACAGAACUCAGAAUACAGAAAGUAUUUUCCCAAAACUCACCAAGAAGCCCUGGCAUGAUGGGGCCAGCAGUGGCUGGAAGGCUGGCCAGCUUUGAGUGCUGACCAAGCCUUCUGAGUUCACGGAGGCCCUUACUAGCUGUAUAAUCCUGAGCAAGUCAACAACUCUCUGGGCCUCUUAACUAACCUGGUUGCUUGUGUGGGAUGAGUUAGAUAGCCAAUUGUCAGUUCCUGGCACAAUGCCUGGCAUGCCCCACAUUUAUAACAAAUAAAGUGUAUGCUCAAAUUACCCUGGCCCUUUUUAUGGGUAAAGAAAGCUUCGAGGCAGGAGCCGAGAGAGCAUCCUGCUUAAGCUUACUUUUGUAAAUUGCACCAAAGGGGUGAGUGCCUAGACAAUGCUGUAUGUUUUACAUGAAUUAUUUCACAUAAUUCUCCCAGUGAUCUUGCGAGAUGGGUUAAUAUCCUUCUUUAUGAACUAAUGAACUUGAGACUCAGAGUUUGAACGACUUGCCCCAGAUCAUACAACUUGUACAGAGCACUGUGUAAAUGGAUGGGGGUGUUAUUGCUACCUCUCACUUGGGCACAUUAGGACUUAAUUACUCUGGAUGAGACCUAAAAGGAAUAUGUCAAAGGGGCUCCAGGUGGCCCUUGAUUGAUUGAUUGAUUCAUUCAUUCAAUAGUUAUUGAGCACUAGUAUAAGUCUAAGCACUAACUGUAUGAAUUCCCGUCCUUCUAUACCACCUGCACUGGUUUUCUAUGACCUUAAGGCAGUAGCUCUCAACAGGGGGCAAUUUUGCCUCUAAGAGGCCAUUUAGCAGUGUCUGGAGAAGUUUUUGGCUGUCCAAGCUGGGGGGUAGAGGGUGUCAUUGGCACAUAGUAGGCAGAGGUCAGGGGUACUGCCAAACACUCUACAAUGCACAGGACAGCCCCCCACAACACAGAAUCACCCAGCCUGAAAUAUCAGUGGUACUGAGAUUGAGAAACUCCUUCUUAAGGGGCUGGGGUCCUUUCAAACUGGUUGGGGCCCUGGACCACGGAGUGUGUUGGCCAUCUCACAGAGGCGUAACUUGGAUUUGGUUUUUGGCUUUUGGAUCCAUAGGGAGACAAUGCCAUUGUCACCUCCUCAGAACACCCUCACUUCCCACACCCCAGUCAGUGCUUUCUGCCUCCCUAGCACCCAUACCCACAUCACAGCGUGCUUCUCCCCACCUUUAUCAUGCUUCUCCCCCCGUGGGAUCUAAGCUCCUUGGGGCCAAUGAUAUAUAUAUA